AUGGCUGAUCGCGGCGGUGAGCGUGGCAGCUUUGGCCGUGGCUUUGGUGGACGUGGUGACCGCGGCCGCGGCCGCGGUGCUCGCCGCGCUCGCGGCAAGAAGGAGGAUGAGGAGAAGUGGGUACCCUGCACCAAGCUUGGCCGCCUCGUGCAGCAGGGCAAGAUUAAGUCCCUGGAGCAGAUCUACCUGUUCUCUAUGCCUGUUAAGGAGUACCAGAUUGUGGAGUAUUUCCUGGGCUCUGCACUGAAGGAUGAGGUUAUGAAGAUUAUGCCCGUGCAGAAGCAGACGCGUGCCGGCCAGCGCACCCGCUUCAAGGCUUUCGUCGUCGUCGGUGACCACAACGGCCACAUCGGUCUGGGCGUCAAGUGCGCUAAGGAGGUUGCCACCGCCAUCCGCGGUGCUAUCAUCCAGGCUAAGAUGUCCGUUGUUCCAGUCCGCCGCGGUUACUGGGGCAACAAGAUUGGUAAGGUGCACACAGUGCCUACCAAGGUCACGGGCAAGUGCGGCUCCGUAACUAUCCGCUUGACGCCCGCGCCCCGUGGCGCCGGUAUCGUGGCGGCGCGCACCCCAAAGAAGGUGUUGCAGAUGGCUGGCAUUGAGGACUGCUACACUUGCUCGCGUGGGUCGACCAAAACCCUGGGCAACUUCGUGCGCGCCACCUUCAACGCUCUGUCGAAGACCUAUGGCUUCCUUACGCCCGAUCUGUGGCGGGAGAGCAAGUACACUAAGGCCCCAUUCCAGGAGUUCACGGAUUUCCUGGCGAAGCCUACCCUGGGCGAGGCUAAGGCUGAAGCGUAUGCUUACUAAGUGUACUUCGAGCAUGUAAAUCCUGCGGUCAAGCUUUCGCCAUCUUCGUUCCGCACACUAUCCAUGGAAAAGCAUGCCGCACCGCGAGCAAUGUAACUUCGCUGCUGCGUU
Molecule: messenger RNA, 918 nt
Organism: Volvox carteri f. nagariensis
Lineage: Eukaryota; Viridiplantae; Chlorophyta; Chlorophyceae; Chlamydomonadales; Volvocaceae
Gene: rps2
Product: component of cytosolic 80S ribosome and 40S small subunit
Exons: 4
Coding region: 1-807 (268 amino acids)
Biological process (GO): translation
Cellular component (GO): ribosome; cytosolic small ribosomal subunit
Molecular function (GO): RNA binding; structural constituent of ribosome
Source: RefSeq, a predicted model, not a curated record